CUAGGAUUGAACAACAACUGAACGUCCACUCCAGCUGCUACUCAAGUGAAGUAUAGUCUGAGCUGUUCGGAUUCAAUACGCAUACAACAUUUUUGUUAACGGAACUGUUUUUGUGGUGGUUAUAAGUGCCCGUUGUAGUGUAGUUUGCUCUGUGUGUGUUUAUAUUCGACUCUGGGAAUCAUGAAAUGGCAGCACUGCUCGCUGCGUCCAUGAACUGAGUGUCAUAAAGUUCUCGGUCACGGCAUGUCCUCUCUGUGCUGGAUUUUUUGAUGGGGUUUUUAAGGUUAAAGAUGCCGCCGAAGUUUCAGCUCGUGGCUCUGUUGGCCUUCGCCAUUGUGAUGAUCUUUUUGGAAAACCAAAUUCAGAAGCUCGAGGAGUCGCGGGGGAAGCUGGAACGAGCCAUUGCAAGACAUGAGGUACGAGAGAUUGAGCAACGGCACAUUCAAGAGGGGGCGAAGGAGGCCCUGGUCAAGGAAGACGAUUUGGUGGUCAUCUACAACCGAGUGCCCAAAACAGCCAGUACCUCCUUCACCAACAUCGCCUAUGACCUGUGCAACAAGAACCACUACCAUGUGCUGCACAUCAAUACCACCAAAAACAAUCCCGUCAUGUCUCUUCAGGAUCAGGUACGGUUUGUAAAGAAUGUGACGUUAUGGAAGGAGAUGAAGCCUGCGUUCUACCAUGGACAUGUUUCCUUUCUGGACUUCACUAAAUUUGGAGUGAAGAAAAAGCCUGUUUACAUAAAUGUUAUCCGGGACCCUAUUGAGCGUUUGGUGUCUUACUACUAUUUCCUGCGCUUUGGUGAUGACUACAGACCAGGCCUGCGACGCAGAAAGCAAGGGGACAAAAAGACGUUUGAUGAUUGUGUAGCUGCUGGAGGAUCUGACUGUGCUCCAGAGAAACUGUGGCUUCAGAUUCCCUUCUUCUGUGGUCAUUACUUUGAGUGCUGGAGCAUUGGCAGUAAAUGGGCUUUGGAGCAAGCCAAAUACAACCUGGUGAAUGAAUAUAUGUUAGUUGGAGUGACAGAGGAGUUGGAAGACUUUGUUAUGAUGUUGGAGGCAGCUCUCCCUCGCUUUUUUAAGGGGGCCACAGAGCUCUAUCGGACAGGGAAGAAAUCGCACCUAAGGAAAACGAGCGAGAAGAAGCCGCCCACAAAAGAGUCUAUAGCCAGACUGCAGCAGUCAGACAUCUGGAAAAUGGAGAAUGAGUUUUAUGAGUUUGCACUAGAGCAGUUCCAGUACGUUCGGGCUCAUGCGGUGAGAGAAAAAGACGGAGAACUGUACCUACUGGCACAGAACUUUAUCUAUGAGAAAAUCUACCCAAAGACUACCUGAGACUCAGCGGUGCUCCAUAACAUUGUAUGCUGUGGUCGGAAACACUGGAGGGAGGACGCAAUACAUUCUGCCUGACUGCUCUCCAUCUGGAUGUGUGCAAACUAGUCUUGGGGCCAAAUAGCUGUCAAGAGCUUUAUCCCCCCAAUACAUAUCAUCUCAAAGAAGGCUUAAAAGCUCUCUAAUGAGCUUUACAAGUGACUGAGGUCUUGCUCGUGUCGUUACCAUCACCUUUCAGCCAUAGGGAUUUUAUACAGGUCCUGCCACAUUUCAGAACGUUUUGUUAUUGUACUUAUUUAAUGCAUUAAUGGUUAUUGUUUUGUUUUGUUUUUUUACUGAUUGAUGCUGUUUUGGGAGUUUUAACAUCUUAUUUUAAAGUGUAAAAAAAGAGUACAGAUGACUACUAAACAUUCUUGAAGCUCUUUAUCAAGCUGAAAAAAUAUAGUAAUUUUUCCAAUUUAGUAAAUAAAAUAAGGAAUGCUUUAUUUCUUUGACUUUCAAAAUGUUGAAAGUGUUGACAUAUGUCUUGUCCUUGAAAUACCAGAAUUUUGUAUUUGUAGAAAAAAUUAUACACAUUUGGUGUUUGCCAUUUUUAAAACAGAACCUUCUGCCUGGGGUGCAGUCCUGCAUUUUUUUUCAGCAAUUUUAGAUAUAUUUUUUAUCUACAAAAAUAUGUAAAUACUGGUCAUUACAGUUACAGUUGGACCAAAACAUUCAUAUAUGGGCGGAUAAAGAAUUGAAGAUAAAAUGUUUAUCUGCAUGUGGAUUUUUGUACUGUUACUGGUUCUUGUUAAACGGCAAUUCUUUUGUUUUAAUUUGCUUUUAUAUAUUUUAUGACUGAAUUAUGUUUUUUU
This is a messenger RNA of Sinocyclocheilus anshuiensis, 2185 nucleotides long. RefSeq names its product heparan sulfate 2-O-sulfotransferase 1-like. Gene Ontology annotation, molecular function: heparan sulfate 2-sulfotransferase activity. NCBI's taxonomy places the organism in Eukaryota, Metazoa, Chordata, Actinopteri, Cypriniformes, Cyprinidae. Gene Ontology annotation, cellular component: membrane. The coding region runs from base 270 to 1334 and encodes 354 amino acids. The record is from RefSeq and is a predicted model, not a curated record. The transcript has 7 exons.